AUGAAGCUCUGUGCGGCUCUUCGAUGGACGGUCAAGGUGUUUGUUUUGUGUCUCGUGCUGGGAACCGCGGUCCUGUUAAAUCCUGAGGACCCCAAUGUCUGCAGCCACUGGGAAAGUUAUGCUGUCACAGUGCAGGAGUCCUAUGCCCACCCCUUUGAUCAGAUAUACUACACUCGGUGCACAGACAUUCUAAACUGGUUCAAAUGCACGAGGCACAGAAUAAGCUACAAGACAGCAUAUCGGAGAGGACUAAGGACCAUGUACCGACGUCGAUCUCAGUGCUGCCCCGGAUACUAUGAGAGUGGAGACUUCUGUGUCCCGCUGUGUACCGAGGAGUGUGUUCACGGCCGCUGCGUGUCCCCGGAUACCUGUCACUGUGAGCCCGGCUGGGGUGGUGCAGACUGCUCGAGUGGUUGUGACAGUGAGCACUGGGGGCCGCACUGCAGUAACCGCUGCCAGUGCCAAAAUGAAGCGCUGUGUAAUCCCAUCACUGGUGCCUGCGUUUGCUCGGAUGGAUACAGAGGAUGGCGCUGCGAGGACUGGUGCGACCCAGGGACCUAUGGUAAGGCCUGCCAGCUGAGGUGCCAGUGCCAGAAUGGUGCAACAUGUGAUCACAGGACCGGCGAGUGUCACUGCGCCCCGGGAUACACAGGAGCUUUCUGUGAAGAGCUUUGCCCACCUGGGAGCCACGGGGCUCUGUGUGAACUGCGCUGCCCUUGCCAGAAUGGGGGAGUCUGCCAUCAUGUAACUGGAGACUGCGCGUGUCCAGCCGGGUGGACGGGCUCCGUCUGUGCCCUGCCAUGCCCAUCUGGGAGAUACGGGAUGAACUGCAGCCAAGAGUGCCAGUGCCACAAUGGUGGCCAAUGCGACCCAGUGACCGGAAGGUGUCAGUGUGCAGCAGGAUACACGGGAGAGAGAUGCCAGGAAGAGUGUCCAGUUGGUACAUAUGGGUCCCAGUGUGCGGAGCGAUGUGACUGUCAGAACGGGGCCAAGUGUUAUCACAUUAAUGGGGCAUGUCUAUGUGAACCCGGCUUCAAGGGCAUCCUCUGCGAGGACCGCGUGUGCCCCGAGGGGCUUUAUGGCUUGAAGUGCAACAAGAACUGCCCCUGUAACCUCACCAACACCCGUGGCUGCCACCCUCUGUCUGGGGAGUGCACCUGCAGGGCCGGCUGGAGCGGCCUGUACUGCGAGGAGCCCUGCCGGCCAGGCUUCUAUGGAGAGGACUGCCAACAGCUGUGCUCCUGUCACAAUGGGGCAGACUGUGACAGUAUGACGGGGAGAUGCCUGUGUGCUCCUGGCUACACGGGAUAUGAUUGCUCAGCAUCCUGUCCAUCGGGAACAUUUGGAGCUAAUUGCUUGUCACAGUGUAACUGCAAGAACGCGGCCCUCUGCUCCCCUGUGGAUGGGUCUUGCGUGUGCAGAGAAGGUUGGCUGGGGAUAGACUGUUCCAUCCCAUGCCCUAGUGGAAUUUGGGGUCUGGAUUGCAAUCAAACCUGUACCUGUCUGAAUGAUGCCUCCUGCAGCCCUGUGGAUGGGAGAUGUACCUGUGCCGCAGGCUGGAUGGGGGAUAUCUGUGACCAGCCGUGCCCGGAUGGCACGUAUGGUCUGGACUGCGCAGAACAAUGCGAUUGCAGCCAUGCGGACGGAUGCGACACAGUCAGCGGUCAAUGUCGCUGUCUUGCCGGGUGGACAGGUGUUCACUGUGACAAUGUGUGUGCGCAGGGACGUUGGGGACCUAACUGCUCAAUGACGUGUCACUGCGAGAACGGAGGAUCAUGCUCACCAGAAGAUGGGAGCUGCGAGUGUGCUCCAGGGUAUCGGGGAGCCUUGUGCCAAAGAAUUUGUUCUCCUGGAUUUUAUGGACAUGGCUGCAGCCAGAUAUGCCCCCAGUGUGUUCAUUGUAAUGGGCCGUGUCACCACGUCACAGGCCACUGCGAUUGCUUGCCAGGAUUUUACGGGCCGCUCUGCAACCAAGUUUGCCCCAGUGGUAGAUAUGGAAGGAGCUGCACAGAGAUGUGUACGUGUAGCAACAAUGCAACCUGCAACCCUAUAGAUGGAACAUGCCAGUGUUACCCAGGCUGGAUUGGCAGCGACUGCUCUGAUGAAUGUCCUCCAGGCCUCUGGGGCCCGGAUUGUAUCCACACGUGUAAUUGCCACAAUGAAGCGGAGUGCAGCGCGUAUGAUGGCGAGUGUAAAUGCACGCCCGGCUGGACAGGGCUCUACUGCACUCAAAGGUGCCCGUCAGCCUUUUAUGGAAAGGACUGUGCCAACGUCUGCCAGUGCCACAAUGGAGCAGACUGUGACCAUAUCACCGGGCAGUGCACAUGUAGAACCGGAUUCACAGGGAAGCACUGUGAGCAAAAGUGCCCUCCAGGGACAUUCGGAUACGGCUGCCGUCAACUUUGCGAGUGUUUGAAUAAUGCCACCUGUGACCAUGUAACCGGGACCUGUUAUUGUAACCCUGGAUUCAAGGGCAUCCGCUGUGACCAGGCCGCUCUCAUGAUGGAGGAAUUAAACCCUUACACUAAAAUCAGCCCGGCACACGGCUCUGAGAGACACUCAGCUGGAGCAAUCAUUGGUGUCAUAAUAUUACUACUGAUCAUCAUGACUCUGCUUGGACUCUUCCUUUGGUACCGUCAGAGGCAGAAGGACAAAGACCAUGACAUGCCCAACGUGUCCUACACACCAGCCAUGCGCAUGACCAGCACGGAUUAUUCACUCUCAGGUGCCUGUGGAAACGACAGACGGCAGAACACGUACAUUAUGGAAAACGGCUUCAAAGAUUGUGUGAAAGAGUCAGGGUGCGGCUCCAGCACCUGCUCACUAAGCAGCACUGAGAACCCUUAUGCAACCAUUACAGACCCCCCUGUGCAGCCCACCAAACACUCAGAGAACAGCUACGUGGAAAUGACAUCUCCUGUCCACACAGACGCCCCAUACUCAGAUAUACCACCCUCAUCCAAAGCUAACAAAAAUAUAUAUGACGUGGAACCAACGCUAAGCCUGCUACAGGAUGCCCAGCACCAGAUCCCCAACUAUAUGCAGAACCCAUAUGAUUUGCCACGGAACAGCCACAUACCCUGCCAUUAUGACCUUCUGCCUGUCCGACUCAGUCCCUCACAUGGGACUUUCUGGGAAAAGCAGAUGGACAAGCAGUCAUAGGAAAGCAAAGAAUUACGAGCAAGAACUCUUUCAUUCUGCAAUAUGCCCAUGGAGGGGAGCUGGCACCACCAGAUGCAUGCAUGACGUCAUUAGGAGACUUCUUUUUAUACCAAUAGGCUGUAUCUAUAGGACUUGUGACUGUCUACGUGUAUACAUGUAAACCAGCUCCCAAUGAUCACUCAUGACAACAUGGUGUACCGGGCAGUAGUAUCCUGGUGUAUCACAUCAAGCGUUGUUAUACACAUACACUCGGUCUCAGAUACUAUAUGUAAAUAGCUGUAUAUAGUGCUGUCUAUGAGUAGCUGUAUAUAAGUUCAACUCCUUGGGCCCCAGUCCACUUUGUUUAUGAGAAUAAGAUGUGAAAAAUGGUCAGCUGUAUCGAAAUAGUCAUGGUGUCAGUUUAAGCAAAACCGAUCAAUAUAUUCCAUGAUCUCUGAGCACUCCAUAGUCUCACGGCAGGAAUUAUUCAACCUAAAUAUUGCAGCUCUACCUAUUAGAGCCAUGUUCUUAAGUGUUUGCAGUUCAGACGUUCACAUGAUGAUGGUCACUCAACUAAAUAUCCCCAAAAUAAACGUUGCCAAGUAUA
This is a messenger RNA of Spea bombifrons (plains spadefoot toad), 3748 nucleotides long. RefSeq names its product multiple EGF like domains 11 (gene MEGF11). Gene Ontology annotation, molecular function: scavenger receptor activity; protein binding. The record is from RefSeq and is a predicted model, not a curated record. Gene Ontology annotation, cellular component: membrane. The coding region runs from base 1 to 3162 and encodes 1053 amino acids. The transcript is spliced from 22 exons. NCBI's taxonomy places the organism in Eukaryota, Metazoa, Chordata, Amphibia, Anura, Pelobatidae.